AGAUAUGAGGUCGUCUGUGUUUCUCUACGCCACCUACUCGCUGUGUGUGGGUUUGGGCCUGCUCUGUGUGCUGUUUGUGACCUACUGGAGCUCACACUGGAAUGGGGGCUUCGCCUGGGAUCAUUCUGCCCUGCAGUUCAACUGGCACCCUGUGCUCAUGGUGUUGGGGCUGGUGGUUGUGUACGGCAACGCUGCUGUUUUGUAUCGUCUCCCGUUCACCUGGAAACAGAACAAACUCACCUGGAAGCUGGUGCACGCUGCACUGAUGCUUCUUGCUUUGCUGCUGUCUGUGGUGGGCCUGUACGCUGUGUUCGAUAACCACACAAGCAUAAACAUCCCCAACCUGUACUCUCUGCACAGCUGGGUGGGCAUCUGUACUGUGGCAUUGUUUGCACUUCAGUGGAUCCUCGGCUUGGCUGGUUUCUUGUUUCCUUGUUCUCCACUGUGGUUCCGAGGAUCCCUGAAACCUGUUCACGUCUGGCUGGGAAAAAUGAUCCUGAUCCUCGGUCUGAGCUCCUGCAUCAGCGGCAUCAAUGAGAAACUGCUGUUCACGCAUAAUGACAGCAGUGCGGAGCCGUACAGCACGCUGCCCGUGGAAGCAAAGUUUGCAAAUUUCCUCGGCAUCCUCCUCGUGGCCUUUGGAUUGGUCGUCUUUGGAAUCUUAUCCAAAAACAAAUGGCAGAGACCAGACGUGGAAAGUGUUCGACUUCUGCAAACUGACGACAACACGAGGAUAUGAUGGAGGCACCUAAAGUGCCACCCAACCAAUAGUACACAGGUUCUCAUUCAUUUGAUGACUUGUCAUGUUUGGUUGAAGUUGUUCAAAGAUUUGUUGAUGUGUGUGGUGAAUAACCAUUUUCUGUAAUUCUAACUGAGUGUAAAAUAAAAUCUUAAAAGUU
Messenger RNA from Paralichthys olivaceus (Japanese flounder), 899 nucleotides. Lineage: Eukaryota; Metazoa; Chordata; Actinopteri; Pleuronectiformes; Paralichthyidae. The record is from RefSeq and is a predicted model, not a curated record.